AUCUCUUCAUGUCUUGGCGUGAGCUCCUUCCCCCCUGGCUGGUGAUCGUAGCGGGGCUGACGGGCAUCCUGCUGCUCUGUGUCUCCACCAAAGAUGUGCCUGUGGCCCCGCUCAGGACCAAGUAUGGCGUUGUUCUGGAUGCUGGCCCAUCUCGCACCAUCCUGUUCAUCUACCAGUGGACAACCAGCAAGGCAAACACGACUGGGGUGAUCAGAGGAUGCAGUUCCUGUCCUGUGCAAGGUCCAGGAGUCUCCAGCUACUCCGAUUCUCCUCAGAAAGCUGGGAAGAGCUUGGAGCCGUGUUUGAACUGGGCCCAGAAUGAGAUCCCAGCAGAGCAGCACAGCCAAACCCCCCUGUACUUGGGAGCCACCAGCAGCAUGAGGCAGCUGAACCUCACCCAUCCCAUCCUCUCUGACAGUCUCCUUGCAGCUCUGACUGGCACUCUGAAGUCAUCCCCCUUCAACUUUCAAGGGGCACAAAUCCUGUCCAGCCCAGAGGAAGAAGCAUUCAAUUGGGUUGCUGUUAACUACGUCCUGGAGAACUUCUUCAAGUAUGACUGGCGAGGACAGUUGGUCCCCUCCAGGAAGGGGAUGGCAGGAGUCCUGUCCGUGGGAGGAACCUCAGCACAGCUCACUUCUGAACUGGAAGAAGAGAAGCAGGCCCCAGAGGAGGGAGUGAGGCUGCAGCUCUAUGGGCAGACACACAGGGUGCACACCCGCCAGUGCCCCUGCCACGGCACGGAGCAGCUCCGCCACAGGCUGCUCUCUGUGCUCAUCCAGGAUCAGAGAAGUGCUAAAACCGUCUCCAAUCCCUGCUGGCCCCUCACUUACUCCCAGGAAGUGCAGUGGCAAUCAGUGCAUGCUGGGCCUUGUGCUGCCAGUGAUGACACACAGAACAUCCCUGGCCCCAAGGAGGUCUUCAACAUCACAGGCUCCAGCAACCCCACAGCCUGCAUGAGCCUCGUGCAAAGCCUGCUCAACUCUUCCUCCUCCUGCAGCUUCUUCAAGCAUUCCCCCAGCAGUGGUGUCAAGCCCCUUCAGACCAGGUUUCUGGUGGUUUCUGAGGCCAUGGACUUCAUGAGAGGAACUGUACCUUCUCCUGACUUGGGUCAGGCUGUCAAGAGGCUGUGUGGGAUGUCCAUCAAAGAGCUGAUUAGGGAGUCCCAAGCAAGCCUGGAUACACUUGUUGAUUACUGCGCUGUGUCUGCCUUCAUCUUCCAUCUCAGUACAACAGGAUACACACUUGACCUUGACCGGCCUGCUUGGACUGCAUUCCAGAAGAUGGGUGAUAGAUCAUCUGGCUGGACUCUUGGGUACCUGCUGAGUCUGACCAGCACCAUCCCCCAGGACAGCCCAAGCUUCCUCAAGGGGAUUGAGCCGGGGGUCUGGUCCUUGCUCCUGAUCCUCUUCGUCGUGCUGCUCAUGGGCUCCUUCAUGCGCAUCUCGUACCGAGUGAUGGUCAAGGACAGCAGCUCCAGUCACAGGAACAGCAGAGUUUUUGAUGACUGACAGUUUUCUGUGACUCAAGACUCUCGUCAGAGCACAGUUAACAGGGUCCAGACAGAAAUCACAGAGGUGUAAGUCACUGGAGGAUGCAAGUGAUUUUCCUGCAGGGCUCCCAGCAAAUUGCUGGUACUUGCACUGCUGUACUUUGAGACAAUGGAUCCUGCUCCACAGGAGGUUUGUGAUUCCUGGUGGAUGGCAAGCUAUUCAUUCUCCAAACAAGAACAGCCUGCAUGGCUCUUCCUUGGGCUACAGCUGGGAUUACUCAUGUCAAACAUGAAAUGAUGCCUCUGAGCAGGCAGGCCCUGAGCUAUUGUGAAGUUAAUAUUGUACAAUCUGUCAAAUCAGAAGAGGUGAUGUCUGAAAAAAGUGCUCUGUCCUCUUCUGUGGCCUCUCAAGAGAGAUGAUACAUUAGUGAAGACUGGAAGAGCAUUAAAAUACAGAAUCCAACAGCCAACAGCUCCCACAUUCUAGGGGAAAUGCAGGUAUUUUCUGCCUGAUAUGUCUGUGCUUCCAUCUCAGUGAUGGUGGCCACAUGCCCCUUCUAAUGAAUGCUCCUGCUGACCAGGAAUCCUCCAAAACCAAUCCUUCUUAGUCUUGGCCUCUACAAAAUGCACAUAGGAUCAAAGGAGAAACAAAGGGCACAGACACACAGCUGAGUUUUUGUCUCUCAGCUGAG
Molecule: messenger RNA, 2181 nt
Organism: Poecile atricapillus (Black-capped chickadee)
Lineage: Eukaryota; Metazoa; Chordata; Aves; Passeriformes; Paridae
Product: ectonucleoside triphosphate diphosphohydrolase 2-like
Exons: 9
Coding region: 9-1508 (499 amino acids)
Biological process (GO): nucleoside diphosphate catabolic process
Cellular component (GO): plasma membrane
Molecular function (GO): UDP phosphatase activity; GDP phosphatase activity
Source: RefSeq, a predicted model, not a curated record